CGAGAAGAAGCUUCGCAGUUCUUUUGCCGUUGCAGUCCAGAGGCGAGCAGUCUUGUCGGAGCUGAGCUCUAGGCGGUUUUCUCAGGAGACUCUGCGUUAAAGUCUGAAGAGGCUCGGAAAGCUGAAAUAUUUUAGCAUUCCUUCGCUGCCGAACUAUCUGAAGAGUGUGCUUUGACUUAAAACGCUGUAGUUUAAAAUUGAAGUUAGCAAGCCUGUUAGCUGAGUUGUGAAAAUGUUGAGCGUCACCAGAAGCGUUUCAAGGACUCUUCCCACGAGGAGCAACAUCAGAAGCGUUUCGUUCUUGAUUAAAAAGGCAUGCUGGACCGGCUUCCAACCAGAUGCUCUUAGAGCCCUCUCCAGGAGAGAUUAUGCGUCUGAAGCCGUCAAAGGUGCAGUCAUUGGGAUUGACCUGGGAACCACAAACUCAUGUGUUGCAGUCAUGGAGGGCAAACAGGCCAAGGUGCUGGAGAACGCAGAGGGAGCCAGGACAACUCCUUCAGUCAUUGCUUUCACAGCAGAUGGUGAGCGUCUGGUGGGCAUGCCUGCUAAACGCCAGGCUGUUACCAACCCUCAGAACACACUCUAUGCCACCAAAAGACUGAUUGGACGGCGCUUUGAAGACCCAGAGGUGCAGAAAGAUCUGAAGAAUGUUCCCUACAAAAUUGUGCGUGCAUCAAAUGGUGAUGCUUGGGUUGAGGCUCAUGGCAAAGUGUACUCCCCUAGCCAGGCAGGAGCCUUUGUUCUUAUGAAGAUGAAAGAGACUGCAGAGAGCUACCUGGGAAGCACAGUGAAGAAUGCUGUGAUCACUGUUCCAGCCUACUUCAAUGACUCUCAGAGACAGGCCACCAAAGAUGCCGGGCAGAUUGCUGGUCUGAGCGUCCUGCGUGUGAUUAACGAGCCAACUGCUGCUGCGCUGGCCUACGGCCUGGACAAGACCCAAGAUAAGAUUAUUGCUGUAUAUGAUCUAGGUGGAGGUACGUUUGACAUCUCAAUCCUGGAGAUACAGAAGGGAGUUUUUGAGGUGAAGUCCACCAAUGGUGACACCUUCCUUGGAGGAGAGGACUUUGAUCAGCACCUCCUCAGACACAUUGUCAAGGAGUUCAAGAGAGAGUCUGGUGUAGACCUGAUGAAGGACAACAUGGCUCUUCAGAGAGUCAGAGAGGCUGCUGAGAAGGCAAAGUGUGAGCUGUCCUCUUCACUGCAGACUGACAUCAACCUCCCCUACCUGACUAUGGACGCCUCCGGUCCCAAACAUCUUAACAUGAAGCUAACUCGUGCUCAGUUUGAAGGUAUUGUGGCUGACCUUAUCCGCCGCACCGUGGCUCCUUGCCAGAAGGCCAUGCAGGAUGCUGAAGUGUCCAAGGGAGACAUCGGAGAGGUGCUACUGGUGGGAGGCAUGACACGCAUGCCCAAGGUUCAGCAGACAGUCCAGGAUCUGUUUGGCCGAGCCCCCAGCAAGUCUGUGAACCCUGAUGAAGCUGUCGCUAUUGGAGCAGCCAUCCAGGGUGGUGUUCUGGCUGGCGAUGUAACCGAUGUGCUGCUUUUGGAUGUGACUCCACUGUCGCUGGGUAUCGAGACUCUGGGUGGUGUCUUUACCAAGCUCAUCAACAGGAACACCACAAUUCCCACCAAGAAGAGCCAGGUGUUCUCCACAGCAGCUGAUGGACAGACUCAGGUGGAGAUCAAAGUGUGCCAGGGUGAGAGAGAGAUGGCAACAGACAACAAGUUGCUGGGUCAGUUUACUCUGGUAGGAAUCCCUCCAGCCCCUCGCGGAGUCCCUCAGAUCGAGGUCACAUUCGACAUCGACGCCAACGGCAUCGUCCAUGUGUCGGCCAAGGACAAAGGCACAGGCCGCGAGCAGCAGAUUGUGAUCCAGUCAUCAGGAGGCCUCAGUAAAGAUGACAUUGAGAACAUGAUCAAGAAUGCUGAGAAGUACGCAGAGGAGGACCGGAGGAGGAAGGACCGUGUGGAGGCUGUCAACAUGGCUGAGGGCAUCAUCCAUGACACAGAAUCUAAGAUGGAAGAGUUCAAGGACCAGCUCCCUGCUGAUGAGUGCACCAAGCUGAAGGAGGAGAUUUCAAAGGUCAGGAAUCUGCUGACCAAUAAGGACUCUGAGACAGGAGAGAACAUCAAGCAGGCUGCAACCGACUUACAGCAGGCAUCACUCAAACUGUUUGAAAUGGCCUACAAGAAGAUGGCAGCAGAGCGGGAUAGCACCAGCAGCAGCUCCAGUUCUUCAGAAGGAGAGAAGAAAGAAGGCCAACAGUAGACCUUAUUAACACUUGGCUGUCAUGAGAUGACCGUGACAGCAGAGGACUGUUGGGCUUGUGUGGUGGACAAGGCGGAAGGAUGAUCGCCCGAGUCAUUCUUGCGUAACACAACAUUCUACUGUGUUUUGGCAGUAAAAUAGAAAAGAUAAAUGUCAGUGUAUGUUCCAUGUCCCAUGAUAUCCUGUUUCUAAUUUAACUGUCUGGAAAAAAAAAAGUUGUUUAUUUUUACAAGGAUGUUAAUUUCCAUUCUGAGGUAGUGAAACAUUUUCUUGUUGAAGAUAUCACAUUUCUUUUGUUCAGUUUCUCAAAGCGGGCUGCUCGUUCAUAGCACUUAUUUGUACCGGUUCACUCUGAGAGGUGUGGUACCGAGGAUGUACCACUGCAGAGCGCUGAAUAAGAGAAGUCUCCUUUUGGUGUACUCUAUUAACAUCGCGGAGGCUGCCAGUCCCCCUCCCUGUUGCCCUGAGUGCAUUCCAUUGACUUGCAUUCAUUUCAUCACUUGUAAUGACUGGUUUGUGAUCAUGUGGUCACAUUUUCUGGCAUCACGCCAAUUCCUUAAACAGUAAAUUCAAAGUAUGUCUGUGAGAUGAGAAUUUUAAGAAUAUAAUAAGUGUGUGAGAAACUCCCUUUUGGCUCUUAAAAUGCACUUCUUUGGUCACCUUAAACCGAGCAUGGGUUGAACUCUACGCAACACAUGAUGGGACAGCUAACUAGAUUCUGAAUUGACAUCAUGGUUCACUUCUGACAGACAACAGGAGAAAGAAGUAAUGCAUGAGGAGUGUGGAGCAACUGUCAUUCGUUGACUGCUGGAAACUGCUCUGUGUACAGUGACUCGCUGUGUUGAGCACUCUACUUUAAAAAGAAGCAGCAGUAGUGUAUUUUAUUGAAAAGUUCUGUUUAUUGUGAGGGGAUGGGAUGGGUGAUUAUAUUAAUGAAGUGAAAACAGAGAAUCAUAGUAACUUGCCCUUUUUUUUCUUUUUCUUUUUUUCUUUUCUUUUUUUUAAAUAAAAAUGUGAAAUAUG
This is a messenger RNA of Oreochromis aureus, 3292 nucleotides long. RefSeq names its product heat shock protein 9 (gene hspa9). NCBI's taxonomy places the organism in Eukaryota, Metazoa, Chordata, Actinopteri, Cichliformes, Cichlidae. Gene Ontology annotation, molecular function: ATP binding; misfolded protein binding; heat shock protein binding. Gene Ontology annotation, biological process: cellular response to unfolded protein; protein refolding. The coding region runs from base 233 to 2269 and encodes 678 amino acids. The transcript is spliced from 16 exons. Gene Ontology annotation, cellular component: mitochondrion; cytoplasm. The record is from RefSeq and is a predicted model, not a curated record.